This is a messenger RNA of Sinocyclocheilus grahami, 6289 nucleotides long. RefSeq names its product kinesin-like protein KIF21A. The coding region runs from base 221 to 5434 and encodes 1737 amino acids. Gene Ontology annotation, cellular component: microtubule associated complex. The transcript is spliced from 37 exons. The record is from RefSeq and is a predicted model, not a curated record. Gene Ontology annotation, biological process: mitotic spindle organization; spindle elongation; microtubule-based movement. Gene Ontology annotation, molecular function: microtubule binding; ATP binding; microtubule motor activity. NCBI's taxonomy places the organism in Eukaryota, Metazoa, Chordata, Actinopteri, Cypriniformes, Cyprinidae.
UGUGUGAGCGCAGCUAGACAUGUAACGCGCGGCGCCGAACACGAGAUCUUUUAUUUCAUAUUUGCAUUAUUUUCCUGUCAAACGAGCACCCGUUUGGAUCAUUUGAGCUUUAUCAUGGCAGAAUAGACGCCGGGAGGGACGCUCUAUUUGUGUCUGCUUCUUAAGCCGAUAAAGAAAAGGAAAUUCGGCUAUAUUUAUCUCUUGUGUCCUGACCGGGAACAUGUCUUCGGGACAAGAUGAGAGCUCAGUGCGCGUGGCUGUCAGGAUUCGUCCACAGUUGUCAAAGGAAAAGAUAGAGGGAUGUCACAUCUGCACGUUCGUGACCCCUGGGGAGCCCCAGGUUGUUCUGGGAAAGGACAAGCCCUUCACGUUUGACUAUGUUUUUGACAUGGACUCGCAGCAGGACAGUAUCUACAGCAACUGCACUGAGAAACUCAUCGAAGGCUGUUUUGAAGGAUAUAAUGCCACUAUCUUCGCCUAUGGACAGACCGGUUCGGGAAAGACCUACACCAUGGGCACGGGCUUUGACGUGAACAUCAAUGAAGAGGAGCUGGGAAUUAUUCCACGGGCCAUCAGCCACCUCUUCAGAGGCAUCGAGGAGCGCAGACAGGCCGCCACAGAACAAGGGCGACCCGUACCUGAGUUUAAGAUCAACGCCCAGUUCUUAGAGUUGUACAAUGAGGAGGUGCUUGACCUGUUUGAUUCCACUCGAGAUAUGGAGGCCCGCAAGCAGAAAUCCAACAUUAAGAUCCACGAAGAUGCCAGUGGAGGGAUUUACACAGUGGGAGUCACAACACGAACUGUUAGCUCAGAAGCAGAGAUGAUGCAGUGUCUCAGAUUGGGCGCUCUGUCCCGCACCACCGCCAGCACUCAGAUGAAUGUCCAGAGCUCACGCUCUCAUGCCAUCUUCACCAUCCACCUGUGCCAAGUUCGCGUCUGUGCCUCAGACAAUGACACGGAGACCGAUAACAAACUGGUGAAUGGCUCCUCAGAAAUGAACGAGUUUGAGACGCUAACAGCUAAGUUUCACUUUGUGGAUUUAGCCGGCUCUGAGCGACUGAAGAGAACAGGGGCCACAGGGGAUCGAGCCAAAGAGGGCAUUUCUAUCAACUGUGGACUGUUAGCUCUUGGCAAUGUGAUCAGCGCUCUGGGUGACAGGAGCAAACGCUCCACACAUGUGCCUUACCGUGACUCCAAGCUCACUCGCCUGCUUCAAGAUUCCUUAGGAGGAAACAGCCAGACAGUGAUGAUCGCCUGCAUCAGUCCAUCAGAUAGAGACUUCAUGGAGACCCUUAACACGCUAAAAUAUGCAAACCGUGCUCGCAACAUCAAGAACAAAGUGAUGGUGAACCAGGACCGGGCCAGUCAACAGAUCAGUGCUCUGAGAACAGAGAUCGCUCGACUGCAAAUGGAGCUCAUGGAGUACAAAACGGGCAAGCGUAUGGUUGGCGAGGACGGUCUGGAAAGCAUCAAUGAUAUGGUGCAUGAGAAUUCCAUGCUGCAGACAGAAAACAAUAACCUGCGUGUACGAGUGAAGGCAAUGCAGGAAACCAUUGAUGCCCAGAGAGCCAGACUCACCCAGCUACUCAGCGACCAGGCCAACCAGACCCUCGCCAGAGCAGGUGAAGGGAAUGAAGAGAUCGGAAACAUGAUCCAGAAUUAUAUCAAAGAGAUUGAGGAGCUCAGGGCAAAGCUACUAGAGAGUGAGGCUGUAAAUGAAACCUUGCGGAAGAACCUGUCCCGUGCCUCCACCCGCUCUUCAUUUUACGGUCCAACCUCUGUUACCCCCAGCCUCCUUGCACCCGAAAAAGAUGCCACAGACAUCAUUGGAAUUGCAAAGAAAGACCUGGAGAAACUGAAGAAAAAGGAAAAGAAGAAAAAGAAGAGACUCCAGCAGAUGGAUGAAGGUGCUCAUGAAGAUCUUGAGAACGUCAGGUUGGAGAAUGUCAUUGAAUGUAGUUGUUCCACUAACCGCAGUCAACGCGCCAUGGAAAAUUUGACCCAUUGUACUGCCCUCUUCUUUUCUCUAAUAGACUUCCAGGCAGAUCUGGCCAACAUCACGUGUGAGAUCGCCAUCAAACAGCGGCUGAUCGAUGAACUGGAGAACAGUCAGAGACGUCUGCACACACUCAAACAACAGUAUGAGCAGAAACUCAUGAUGCUGCAGAGCAAAAUCAGAGACACACAGCUGGAAAGAGACCGUGUAUUUCAAAACAUGGGCUCAGUGGAGUCAUGUACAGAGGAGAAAGCAAAGAAGAUAAAGUCCGAAUACGAGAAGAAGUUGAACUCCAUGAACAAGGAGUUGCAGAAACUGCAGUCGGCACGGAAGGAACACGCACGCCUUCUGAAGAACCAGUCACAGUACGAGAAACAGCUGAAGAAGCUACAGCAGGAAGUUACUGAGAUGAAGAAAACCAAGGUGGGUUUGAUGAAACAGAUGAAGGAACAUCAGGAGAGGACCCGAGCCACAGAGACCCGCCGCAACCGAGAGAUCGCCACACUCAAGAAAGACCAUCGCAAACAAGAGCACCAGCUAAGGCAGCUUGAGGCUCAAAAGAGACAGCAGGAGCUCGUUCUCCGCAGGAGGGCAGAGGAGAUAACUGCCCUGAGGCGCCAAGUGCGACCAGCAUCAGGCAAGUUUAACCGUAAGGUCAGUUUACCAGAGCCUUUGCAGGAGUCUUCACCCCGUACGGCUGCUAUCAGACCACAAACUGCUGGGGCCACAGCUCCUAAUUGGACAAGAAAGUACCAGAUGAGAACAGGAGGAGUGUACUCUACCAGGACGGCGCGGGCCAAAUGGCAGUCGCUAGAGCGGCGCAUUAGUGACAUCAUCAUGCAGAGGAUGACCAUCUCCAAUAUGGAGACUGACAUGAACCGUUUGCUUAAGGAUGACUAUCUUAAUUUCUGGGUGAACCAUGCCUUUAAUCACUCACACUGUAACACAUAUAGAACGAUACUAAGAUUUUUAUUUCCUGCAUCUUUGAAUCAGAUAACUGCCCUGAGGCGCCAAGUGCGACCAGCAUCAGGCAAGUUUAACCGUAAGGUCAGUUUACCAGAGCCUUUGCAGGAGUCUUCACCCCGUACGGCUGCUAUCAGACCACAAACUGCUGGGGCCACAGCUCCUAAUUGGACAAGAAAGUACCAGAUGAGAACAGGAGGAGUGUACUCUACCAGGACGGCGCGGGCCAAAUGGCAGUCGCUAGAGCGGCGCAUUAGUGACAUCAUCAUGCAGAGGAUGACCAUCUCCAAUAUGGAGACUGACAUGAACCGUUUGCUUAAGCAACGUGAGGAGUUGACAAAGCGCAGAGAGAAAGUGAUGAGGAAGAGGGACAAGAUCGCCAGCGAAGACACGGAUGCCGACAGGACUGUUCUCUCUCUCAACGAAGAGAUGGAGUCGCUGACCGCUAACAUCGACUACAUCAACGACAGCAUUGCGGACUGCCAGGCCAACAUCAUGCAGAUGGAAGAGGCCAAGGAGGAGGGAGAUACAGUGGACGUCUCUGCUGUGAUCAGCUCAUGCACUCUAUCAGAGGCCCGUGUCCUUCUCGACCACUUUCUCUCAAUGGCAAUCAAUAAGGGCUUGCAAGCUGCACAGAAGGAGUCUCAGAUCAAAGUGAUGGAGGGCCGUUUGAAACAGACAGAGAUAAACAGUGCCACACAGAACCAGCUACUCUUCCACAUGCUGAAGGAGAAAGCAGAACUCAACCCUGAACUGGACGCUCUGCUCGGGAACGCUCUCCAAGAACUAGGUAGCGUGUCAUCGGAGGCCCGUGUCCUUCUCGACCACUUUCUCUCAAUGGCAAUCAAUAAGGGCUUGCAAGCUGCACAGAAGGAGUCUCAGAUCAAAGUGAUGGAGGGCCGUUUGAAACAGACAGAGAUAAACAGUGCCACACAGAACCAGCUACUCUUCCACAUGCUGAAGGAGAAAGCAGAGCUCAACCCUGAGCUGGAUGCUCUGCUCGGGAAUGCUCUCCAAGAAAAUGGCGAUGAAAGCAGCAGCGAUGAAUCAGCACAGACUCCAGCCACAGAGAAGAGUUGUUUGGCUUCAGAUCUCAUGAAACUUUGUGGAGAAACCAAAGCCAGGAAUAAGGCUCGCAGAAGAACCACCACCCAAAUGGAGCUGCUGUACGCCAACACUGGUGACCCUGACGCCCCUCCAGAGGAUUUCUCUGCCCCUCUGCUUCCUGUAGUGGAGAGUCCAGAAGGACAUAAAGAACCUGCACCCAUUCCCUACUUAGGAGACAGAGACUCAGUGGCCUUCACCUCUAGCUUAGCAUCCAAGACAAAUGCUGUCUCCAGUGCCAGAUCUCCAACGGCUACAGAAAGGAAGUCUCUGGACCGCUCGCCACUCACCCGCAGAAGAGCACAGGACAGGAGCCAGAACCCUACAGAAAGAACCAAAACCCUGGACAAACAAGGUCCUGCAGCAAGCCCAGCUCAGGCGGUGCGCUCCAGUCGAGCAGCCAGACUGCAGUGUGUGCAUGUGGCCGAGGGUCAUACUAAACCCCUGCUGUGUGUGGACUCAACUGAUGAUCUGCUCUUCACUGGCUCAAAGGAUCGCACAUGUAAGGUGUGGAACCUGGUAACGGGUCAGGAGAUCAUGUCUCUUGGAGAUCAUCCCAGCAGUGUAGUGUCAGUCCGAUACUGUUCCAGCCUGGUCUUCACUGUCUCUACUGCUUAUGUCAAAGUAUGGGACAUCCGUGACUCUGCCAAAUGCAUCCGCACCCUCACAUCUUCUGGACAGGUGUCUCAAGGUGACACUUGUGGAAGCAGUUCUGUUGCCAUUCCUCCAGGAGAAAAUCAGAUCAAUCAGAUCGCCCUCAAUCCUUCCGGAACAUUCCUUUAUGCUGCAUCAGGCAACACGGUCAGGAUGUGGGACUUGAGAAGGUUUGUAUCUACUGGAAAACUGACGGGACAUCUGGGGCCGGUAAUGUGUCUUACGGUAGACCAGAUGGGGAAGGGUCAAGAUGUGGUCAUAACAGGCUCAAAAGAUCACACCGUGAAGAUGUUUGACGUGGUGGAAGGCGCUCAGGGCAGCAUCAGCGCCACACAUCAUUUCGACCCAUCCCAUCAGGAUGGGCUGGAGGCUCUGGCCAUUCACGGCGAUGCACUUUUUACUGCUGCCAGAGACUCCUGCAUUAAGAAAUGGGACUUAACCCGCAAACAGCUACAAGAGCAGGUAGAACAGGCUCACUCUGAUCUCCUGAGCUCUCUGGCGGUGGUCCCUGGCUCCAGCGCUGUUAUGAGCGGCUGCAAGAGCGGACUGCUCAAAUUCUGGCACACAGACACGCUUAGAGCUCUGGGAGAAAUAAGGGGUCAUGACAGCUCUGUCAAUGACAUCUGCACAAACAGCAGUCAGCUCUUUACCGCCUCAGAUGACCGGACAGUCAAGAUCUGGCAAGUGAACGGAUCUUUAGAGGACGGCCUUCACUGAUGAGAACACAAGGUCACUGUGAAGGUUUUGGCUUCCCAGAAGAAUUUCCUCUACCAAUGUGAUGCUUCUUUCCUGACACUUUGGCAGCGAUUCAGAGGAGAGCUUCCUGUUGUAGCUGCUGUAUAUUUCCUCAUCUACAGUGUUGAAGUGCCCCAUUUAGCUGUUGCUGACUGUAAAGGGGGGAUAUUGUAGGUCAAUAAGUGUUUUUUUUGGUGUGGCACCGUCCUAAAGCUGGGCUUUGGGCAUCACAGACUGCCGUAUGAGCAGUGCUUAAGAAGCACACGUGUUUGUGAAUGUCAUGUUGACUGGACUGAACCGAUAUGCAUUUUAAAUUAUUCGUUAAUAUUGAUGUCAGCUCUUUUCCGAUGUUUGUUGACCAAAGUUAGACUCUCUUUGUGUGAAUCUUUCCGAUGGAACUACGACACGUCCCAGAUCUCAAUGCACCCGUACUGUAGUCUUAACUGCACUGGGAACUGUUCAAUGAUAUUUGCACCAGUGUCUGUCCUACCUUUAUAUAAAGCCUGAACUGAUUCUUUUUCAUUUUCUGGUUGAAACCUUAGAGUACGCUGUGCAAAAAUGAUUUCCUCUGAUGUACUGUAGUUAUUAUCAAUGUCAGAUGGCGAGUGAAAUAAACUACAUCUGUCAAAAUCUUACAGGUGUUUCUGCAGUGUUUUAGUCUAACAGAAUAAGCUUAAAGGAAUGUAAUGUGCUUGAUAUAAUGUUGAGUAGUGAAACUGCAGGGUCAGAAUAAUAUCACUAGGUGGCAGUCCACACAUAAUGGACGGUGAACUGGCAAAUAUAGUGUAUGGAUAUACUGUAGAUGGUCUUUACAUUAAAGGGACUAUUUGAAAAAAA